Molecule: messenger RNA, 4713 nt
Organism: Rubroshorea leprosula
Lineage: Eukaryota; Viridiplantae; Streptophyta; Magnoliopsida; Malvales; Dipterocarpaceae
Source: the annotation of a GenBank genome assembly
CAGGGGACACUCUGAUGCCAUCCAAUCUCUGUCAGUUUCUGCUUCUCAAGAUUAUCUUGUUUCAGCUUCACUUGAUGGAACUGCUCGAGUGUUUGAAAUUGAGAAGUUCAAAUGACAAAAAUAAGACCUCGAGAAGCCAUAUGAGAUUGCAGAGUAAUAAAUUUAUUCAUCAUGCUUACCUUAUUCAUAUUGCCAUAUCUCCAUCCCAAGUAGUCAAAUAUACAGUACUAUGGAAACAUUGUUGUAUAACAGCUGAUCAUAAAUUUUUUGAGUGGUUUGCAUUAGUGGACCUGUUUCUUGUAAAACCAGUGGGUUUGACACUGUGUUCAUAAGGUUUUAUGGAGUUAAAUCAUAGUUUCUUGUUUUAAAGAGUUCUUACUCAUACAAUGGUUAAAGGAAGUUGGGUAUUCCUUAACAACACUUCUACUUCAGUAGAUGAACUUUUCUCUCUUAUGGCUCAAUUAAGGAAUUUCCUUUAAGAGUGGAACAAGAAACAGACUUUUUUUUUUUUUUCUUCUGAUUUUUCCAAUUUUUCAUUUUUUUAAAAAGAAAAAAAUUUUAAAAUCAGAGAAUGCCCAAGUGUGCCUAGGUGCACAUGGGCACUGGGUGGUGGCCACCCAUUGCCUUCUGCUAUAUUGUUGGCUUGGCAAUCAUCAAUGUUUAUAAUCUUCACUACAGUAUUGGGGACAAGAUGUUCUUGUCAAUGGAAUCUUCACACCAAAAUAUUCCUCAGGAGGAGGGGGAAUGUGUUGAUGUCAAACUUACGACAGACAAAAUUUGGAUUUUAAAGGAUAAUGGAUUAGUGUAUAACUAUCUGCUUCAUACAAACACUGCCAUGGAAGAAGCAGGCUGCUAUGUCUCACAAGAAGAAUUCGUUGCAGAUCAGCUGUUUCAAAGUUUGGAAAAUUCUGCAGAUGAUCUUAUUUUGAUGGCUAAUUCAGUGUUUUCAUCAGGAAAGGAGCACAUUUUUCCACUUGUUUCUUCUAUUUUCUUACGAAGACUUCUUCAUCCUGGGGUUCUUCACAACCUAGUUCUACGUGCAACUUUAAUAGAUUAUAACAAGCACUGGACUGAUUCUGAGUUUCAGUCCUUGACUGUUGAUGGACCCAAAAAGGAGAUUCUUUUGCUGGUUGAAGAUAAGACUCUUCCCAAAAGUGUAUCAAUAUUUCAAGGGUGGAAAAACUUUUGUAGGCGCUAUUUCCAUUACUGGUGCAGAAAUAAUGCACCAUGCAGCUUGAUUGUAGGGUCCUCAUCAGGUGCUGUUGGUUUAAUCAGAAAAAGUUCUGUAUCUUUAUUUCGUGGUUUGGAGAACAUUGAGCUACUCAUAGAUGGUUCUCGAGAGGAACUUGGUGAUCUUGUAAGCAUUGGGUUGAAUUCAUUGGAUGAUGAUUCUGAACGAGAGAUACUUGCUGAAUUGCUUAGAUGCACUAUUAAUAUUAGCCAACAGUUGGGCAAAACAACUUAUGCUAUUUUUUAUGAAUCACUUGUUUGCAAACAUAUUAUUUCCCCUGAGGAGAUUGUUCGUCGCUUGCUGAAGGUUCUAGAAACUGGAAAUGGGUCAAUAAUAGCAGAACUCCAUGUAUUUAAUCUUGGAGCUGAUGUUGCAUGGGAAAAAGAGCAGGCAGAUCACAAAAAUCUGAGGAAAUUUUCUGUUGACAUAUUGCUGUCACUUCAUGUUCUUUAUAAAAAAGCAGCCUCUUGGGAGAAAGUUUUUGAUGUUUUAGGGAAGUAUCUGCAGGUUCUUGUUCCCCAGAAAGUUAUAAAAGAUUCAGGUGCUGGAACAUUGUUUAAUAUCAGCAAUUCCAUUGUGGUCCCAGCUGCCUGCCAGAUUGCGAAGGUGAUGUUUGAGUCUGCAUUGGAUAUCCUUCUUUUUGUUAGCUAUUUGGCUGAUAUCAGUUGGCAGAUUGACAUGUCACAUCAUGACAUAUCUAAAAUCCAACUUGAGAUGGUUCCAAUGAUUCAAGAAAUUGUUUUUGAGUGGCUAAUCGUUCUUUUCUUUAGCACUACACCAUCUGAAUCACUUUCAAUUGAAGAUUUUAGUUCUCAACUUUCAUCAUUACACAUUGGCAGCAACACUAAUAAAAAAUUGUGGAAUGAGAAGCUCGGGAAACCUGAUUUCACAUUAGCUUCUAUACUUCUACCAAACAUUCAGAGUUCCUCUGUAGAUGAGAGAUGCCUUUCUUUGGGAUACCUGCCUAAUCCACAUGACAUUAUUAGUAUGGUGCAGAAAUUUACAAGUUGGAUCAUUUUUGGAAAGGUUGGAGACGAAUCUCCUUCAUUCUUAAGGCGUUCAAUUACCCUUUCCCUGAUCCUGCUUAGGCAUGGCCAAUAUGAUGCUCUCAAGUUCCUGCUCUCUAGUAUGGAGGCAAAUUCAGAAAGGGAAAGGAUAUUCAAAUGCAUUCAAGAUGAUGGCAGCGAUUGGUGCUUACUUCAACAUCUUCUUGGGUGUUGUCAUCUUGCUCAAAUGCAAUGUGGAUUACAUGGAAUCCUGAAAGAUAGAAAAGUUUGUGAAGCUGUUCACUGUUUUUUCAGAGCUUCAUCUGGAAAGAGUGCGUCCCAGGCUUUGCAGAGUUUGUCUCCAGAAGUGGGAUUGCCAUAUCUUGGUUUUAGUGGUUUUGUUGCAUCUCCUGCAUGGAAGCUUCUAUAUUAUCAAUGGGCAAUGCAGUUAUUUGAGCAAUAUAAUAUUAGUGAAGGGGCUUGUCAAUUUGCUCUUGCUGCAUUGGAGCAAGUUGAUGAAGCUCUUAGACUGGAUGAUGACUUCUUUGAGAGAGAUCCAUUUAACGAGUCAGCCACCACCAUAAAAGGACGUCUUUGGGCAAAUAUAUUCAAGUUUACUUUGGAUCUAAAUCUCUUGAAUGAUGCUUAUUGUGCAAUAAUUUCAAAUCCAGACGAGGAGAGCAAAAGCAUCUGCUUGAGACGGUUUAUAAUAGUUCUUUAUGAACGUGGAGCACUAAAGGUUCUUUGUGAUGGUCAGUUGCCCUUCAUUGAUUUAGCUGAUAAAGUUGAGCAAGAACUUGCCUGGAAGGCAGAGCGUUCAGAUGUCUUGGCAAAGCCAAAUCCAUACAAGUUGCUCUAUGCAUUUGAAAUGCAUCGACAUAACUGGCAAAGAGCAGCAAAUUACAUAUAUAUAUACUCAUCUAAUUUGAGAACUGAAUUGGUUGCAAAAAAUCAACAAAAAAUAUCAGUGGCACUGCUGGAGAGGCUGAAUGGGCUCUCUGCUGCUAUCAAUGCACUGAAUCUUGUUCAUCCGAUGUAUGCUUGGAUUGAUCCUCUUAAUGAAGCAAAUUUUCUCCACAGUGAGCAUUAUCCAAGUAAAAAGGCUAAAAAGACAGUGACAGAAGAAUCAGCUGGCAAGGAUUGGCAGCUUGUGAGGCCUCAAUUUUAUAUUGAUACAGAGAAAUUGGAAAAUGAAUUUGUGCUGGCAUCAGCAGAAUAUUUACUCUCACUGGCCAACGUGAAAUGGACAUAUUCUGGAACUCAAAAACCCCCUUCAGAUUUGGUUGAUCUCCUUCUUCAAACAAAUUUGUAUGACAUGGCCUUCACUGUCCUAAUGAAGUUCUGGAAAGAUUCAGGAUUGAAGAGGGAGCUGGAAAAUGUCUUUUAUGCCAUGUCAUUAAAAUGCUGUCAAAGUACUGUAAGCUCCUAUGUGGCAGGAAAGCACAGCCUCCUGGUGACUUCAUCAAAGGAUGAAGUGAUUUUAGAUGGUUCAGCUGAGAUUGGGCUUACCACUCAACAAACAAAUUUGAAUAGUCAAUGGGAAACUCUUGAGAUUUAUCUUAUUUUUGGGUAUUAAACUUUUAUUAGAAAUAUCCUUAAUAUUGGGGUUUAUAUGGCAAAGAUAGUGAGUUAGUCCUUUCUAUUGUUUGAUUUGGGUGUGAUUUUGCUGCAGGAAUUAGAAGGAAAUUACGAAAUACUGUUUAUGAUUACUGUUCAUGAUUAAUGUUCAAAAUACUGUUCAUGAUUACUGUUCAUGAUCACUGUUCACGCAUUAUGCUUUGAUCUCUUUCAAUAGGAAAUCCUAAUAUUAUUUUGGACAUAUUAUGAAUUUGUUUGACAUGUGUAUGUGUUUGUGGCUAUGGAGUAAGUGGACCUAAGCUUAAAGCUUGGGGUAUUUAGUGGACCUUUCGGGGUCUAAGGGUCUUAGAACCCAAGUUUAUAGCUUAAACUUAUUACUUACUGGGCUGUGAGCUCAUAAAAUUCCCCCCCCAUUUCAGAUCAGUAGAUCGAGGUAGCAGCAUCUCGGUUUAGGAGCUUUUGGCACGGGACUCGCAUGCUCGUUGUAUGUACAAGCUAGGGCCUUGUGUUUUCGAUAAGGAGGCAGAUCGAUGUGUUACCAAAAUCAUGACUCAGCUUUUGUUUUUGAAAAGCUUUGAAGAAGAAUUUGCCUCGUAUAAUUUUUGUGUAAAUUAGCUUUCUGUAUAAAACCUUUAAAUUAAUUAUAAAUGAGCUUAGCUCAGCUUAUUUUAUAACUUUGAAUAUUUUGGCAUUUUCUAAUAUAUAUAUGAUAUUCUUUUUAUUAAAUUGAUUUUUUUGAAUGUAGGCUUUCCUUUUGAAAUAAUAUUUUAUAUCAUAAGUGUUUUUACUUUCGCUGCAAUUCUUUACUAUCAAUUUUGCUUUCGAACUCUCUUAGGACUAAGAGUGCUUAGGGAGGUGUGUUACAUUUUUGGUAUCAGAGCCAAGGUUUUGCUAAUAUAUUGAUCUGCCAUAUGAUAC